CAAAACUUUAUAUACAUUUUUAUAUAUACAUUAUACAUUAUAUAUAUAAACUUAUCUAUAUCUAUAUCUAUAUCUAUAUCGUUAUCUAUAUCUAUAUAUUUUACCACUGUAUAUUCUUGCUACUCCUCCUCCUACUAUUACUACUACUAUUAUUAUUAUUAUUCUGUUCACCUGUCACUUUUUCACCAACGAUCAGAUCACUCAAUGAGCCAAGAUCAACCUCAUGACACUCAUGGCGUAGAAGAACAAGCCCGAGAUACUCGUGCACGACAGUUACAGUCGUCUCGCCUUCGAAUUACACUUUUUAAGAACCUUCAGGUGGAAUCGGUUGGAGAACGACGAGAGGCACUUGAGAAGAUUAUCCAAGUCGUAAAGUCCUUUAUGCGCGUGGCUCGGUCGCCAUUUUCACCUCUUGCGGCCGAUCUAUCGCCGGUCGAACAUACCACAGCCGACCAGACCCGUGAAGAGAUGCGCAAAGAAGAAGAAGACGACGGAGGUACAGACGAACAACUGCAGUACCUCUUGCUGACCAUGCUCCGACUCUCCCUGACCUGUCCCUUUAGCGAUGUCCGACAAGCAUGCCAGGAAUUUCUUCAAAUUACAAACGUGUAUGUAGCAGCAGUAGCAGCAGCAGCAGCAGCAAAAGAUACACUACUUAUUCCAGCUCCUCGAGCCAGUUACCCUUCGCCGUCGUCAUUUAUUGGAUUGGAUGCCCUUUUUUCACUCGAGUCUACGAGCUCCUAUCCACUCGUCAGUUACCCGCGCCCAGCCAAUCUAUCUUUCUCACCGUGGUCGCAUGAGGCCGAGUCGGACGGGAUGGACGAGCCAUUUGAUUUUGUACGAUCCCAGUUCAGAGCACAGCGACCUCUGGACGGCGAAGAGAUCGGAAGACCUGCGGACGAAUAUGUGCGCCAACUGAUGGUCAAGACCUUUGUCGACGAAGGCCGUCUGCUAAACCUCUUUCGGCUCAUGGUCUUUUUCCCAACGUUUUAUGAAAUCUUUAAUGUGACGUACACCAAGACCGUCAAGUCAGCCAUCGGUCCACUGCACCGGACAUGGAAGUGUUACCUGGGCAUUAUGACGGCUGCUGAGCAGCAGUGCCAGUACUUGGUAUCUAUUUUGACAUUGGACUUCCUGCAGGCAGGAGGAGAUCCUUUGUGGCUAAAUGGAACUAGUUCAUGCCCACUCAAGCUCAGGAAGCUUGUGGGCCUGGUGCAAAAGAUGGCCCGGCAGCCAUGGAGGCUAAAGAGUGAGGAUCUUGCAGAGUGGAUGAGUCCAUCGGGAUCUUCGCUUGGACAGCAGUGGUCCAAGGGCGAAUUAGUGCAAGCAAUGCUGGUUAUCUCGACAUUUCUAGGAUUGAGCAGCUUUGUGAUGGGUUGUGGAAUUACCCCGGAACUAGAUAUGCGCGGAGGGUAUAUGACCCGGGGACAUGUCCGGCUCGAUGGAGUAGAGCAUGAAUUGGACCAGAGAUGUCCACCACCACCGCCUCUUUUGGGCCACUCGGAAGAGCGAGAGGCACGCGGAGCUGCAUCUUCUGCCACUGGCUGGCAUGAUGGAUCGCUAUCGAAUUCUUCGUCCCCAUCACUUCCGGGCACCGAAGAAGACGCAGAGGAAAAAAACGAGAAAGACGAGAGAAGAAAAGAUACAGAAGAUGAAAAAGAUGAAGAAGACGAACAGAGUUUGCAAGACAGACUCAGGACAGAUCAACUUAUAUCCCUUCUCAAGUCUACCAAGGAUACUGCCCUGAAAGAAGAGCUCCAGGAGAGUCUCGAGAAGCUACAGAUGGGUGAGCUCCAGGAGAGCUUGCCUAUAGUUACCCCAUCUUUAAAGCCCAAUUUGACCAUCACGACCAACAAUAUGGAAUCUUCUCACCAAGCUAACAUGGUAUAUGAAGAUCUCAGUCGAUUCUCAGACUCUGGAGAGCCCAAUGAACCUGCUCAUGAGGAAUUCAAAACUAAUCACCCUCAAUAUGGAGAAUUCAUGCUGGGAGAAUACUGCUGGGAAGAUCAUGGGUGUGACCUUGUCAACCACUUUUUACCAGGGAUUGGCGAUGAUCUUGACGAUGAGUUUAAUGAGGCCCUGAGUAUCACGGACUGGAGUAUUUUCCACCCAGUAGCCGACGGGGCUGUUGAUACGUCUCCUUUAAGACAUGCAAUUUGGUUUUAUGUACAAAAACUGUAUGGUGUCACCAAAGAAGAUUACAACUAUCCCGACAUUGCGUUGUAUUUGAAUACCCGUACCAAGGAAUAUAUUCGAAAGGUUUGCUAUGAGCCACACCUCAUUCAGCGCAUGGACUGGAAUUCGAUUGGAAUCUCCUUUAGACCUGAAGAGAAGUGCCACAUGAAUCUACUGAUCGCAUCUGCCAAGAAACAGGCCUUGUUGUGCUAUGGCCUAUGGUUGAUUUCCGAAGUCUAAAACAAAUGAAUAAAUACAUAAAAGAUAUUUAUACUAUAAAUAUUAUAUAUAUAUAUAUAUAUAUAUUACAUACUAAUAAUAAUGCUAGCAGCAAAAUAAUAAUGGUAAUAAUAAAUUAGCAGUAAUAAGACAUUUUGAUCUUU
Messenger RNA from Phycomyces blakesleeanus NRRL 1555(-), 2558 nucleotides. RefSeq lists its product as hypothetical. Gene Ontology annotation, cellular component: nucleus. The record is from RefSeq and is a predicted model, not a curated record. Gene Ontology annotation, molecular function: L-leucine binding; oxidoreductase activity, acting on peroxide as acceptor. Gene Ontology annotation, biological process: regulation of response to reactive oxygen species; positive regulation of macroautophagy; cellular response to L-leucine. The transcript has 7 exons. NCBI's taxonomy places the organism in Eukaryota, Fungi, Mucoromycota, Mucoromycetes, Mucorales, Phycomycetaceae. The coding region runs from base 205 to 2415 and encodes 736 amino acids.